Gryllus bimaculatus (two-spotted cricket) is the source of this 2941-nucleotide messenger RNA. NCBI's taxonomy places the organism in Eukaryota, Metazoa, Arthropoda, Insecta, Orthoptera, Gryllidae. The record is from the annotation of a GenBank genome assembly.
AUUGAUUGUUACCAACAUUGCGAAGACCACGUGCGUGCUCCUGCUGUUUCUGUCACUGAAAUUGGACAGGGAACUUGAAGUGUGGUACGUAAAAGAUUAGGAACGUUUUCGAUGGAUGGGAAUUUACCGAUUCGUAAGGUGCCUCCGAAAGCAUUAUACGAACUAGUUCAGAUUUUAGAAUGUGAAAAUGAUUGGAAAAAGUUGAUGUGCAUCGUACCAAAGAAUUUUGAGGACACAUCUUUGAAAUAUAAUAUUGAACAUGUUAAGCAAAUUGAAGAUGCAAGUGGCUACCAGAGGAGACCAUGUGCCGAAAUAUUCCUUGAAGAGUGGAGUACUAGUGGCAGAAAACAACCAACGUUGCAGCUCCUCUUGCAUUUGCUUAAAAACGCUGAAUUGUUUAGAGCCGCUGAAUAUGUUGCUGUUCAAUUAUUGAAAGAAUCAGCGCCUGAGAGGCCGAAGACUGGACCUGCAGCUUACAUUGAUGUUUCAGAAAAAAAUAUUCAACAUCUGAUAGAUGCCAGGCAGGAAGAAAAAAAAAUGAAGAAAAGUGUGUUGUAUCACAAUGAAAAUAAAAUAUAUGAAAGUUUUACUGUAAACAGUGGUUCAAAAAUGUGUGCCAAUGCAAAUGAGAGUAUUGAAAAAACCAAUGCUACAGUUAUCAAGAGUGAACAAUUAUCACUUGCAAUAUCAAAUGAAACUGAUCAUGUGGAUAGUAUUAGCAUUUCAGAUAAUGCCAAACCUGAUGAAGACAGUAUUAAUUCUAAUCAUUCCACGACUUAUGAGAGAUUGCAUAAUACAAAUUUGGAACAUAUUUCUUAUGUGGAACUGGAAAGGUGUACAAAUUAUUUCUGUGAACUUCCAGUCAUUCCUGGCAAACCUGACAGUGGAGGUAAACUGGGCACUGGAGCAUUUGGUUCCGUGUAUUUAGGUGUUCUAUUAUCAUUAAAAGUGGCUGUGAAAAGAUUAAAGAAUGAUGCUGUCAGUAUUGAAAAGCAGUUCAAAAAUGAAGUGGAAACUCUUUCAAAGUACCAGCAUGAAAAUCUUCUUCCUUUGUUACGAUACUCAUGUGAUGGUCCACAUUAUUGCCUGGUGUAUGCUUAUAUGAGUAAUGGGUCUUUGCAAGAUCGCUUGGCAUGUCAGGGCUCAACGCCAAUACUUCCUUGGCAAGAAAGACUCAACAUAGCUCAUGGAACUUCGAAAGGAAUCUUGCAUUUGCAUACUGCUUAUGAAAAACCACUUAUUCAUAGAGACAUUAAGAGCGCUAAUAUUCUUCUUGAUGAUCAUCUAGUUCCAAAAUUGGGUGAUUUUGGACUGGUUCGCCUUGGACCCAGUGGACAACAAAGUCAGAGUGUUGCUCAAACCACUACAGUAUUUGGAACAUCAGCUUACAUGGCCCGUGAAGCAUUUUGGGGUGACAUUUCUGUAAAAUUGGAUUCCUUUAGUUUUGGUGUUGUUUUACUUGAACUUUUAACUAGUUUGCCAUCGUACGAUGAGAAUAGAGAAGGUCGUGAUUUGAUAACACAUGUAGAAGAUUCUUGUGAGAAGUCGAUAAAACCUUUGCUGGACUAUAGAGCUGGAAAAUGGUUGAUAAACGAAAAUCAAGACAUCUCAGAUUCCGUAUAUACCUUGGCUCUGGAAUGUUUGAAAGAGAGGAGACAAAGUAGACCAGAUAUGAGAAAAAUAGUUGAAGAACUGGAAAAUCUAAUGCAGUUAUUAAGCAAUUCAUGAUAUAGUUGAAAUUCACUUCAUAUAUGUAAUUAUAUUAAGGAGUAUUAAGGAAAUUGAAUAUAGCUGCUAACUACAUGAAAGUUUGCUAUCAGCAGACUAGUGAAGUUAUUGCAAAUGUUUUUAGAUACUUAAUUCAUUUAAGAUUGACAAGUUUUUAUAUUUGUAAUGGGGAAAUUUUAUUUAGUUUUUUAAUACAGCCAAGGAACACAUAGCAUAAUGGAAUAGAGAUAUUCUCAAAGUUUUCAUAACACACAAAUGUGUGUGCAUGAAGUAGUGCGUCUUUGAAUCCAAAAUGACACCCACCCAUCCACCCCCUUGCAAAAAAAGAGGGAGAAAAUUUGGACUACAGAGAAAAUGUGUUUUUCUCAUACUUGAUAGAUUCUCUAACCUUACAGAUAAGGGCCUCCCUUGGUUAGAUACAGAUUCCAGUUAAUCCUUCUCACUAGAAUGAUGUGAACUGGAACUGCCUCUGUUCUUGUGAUCUUGUGACCUAUAGUAGACCCCUUCUUAUAGUAGAUAAUCUUCACUUCCAUCUAAUACAUUAAAACAAAAUUAAUAAAAUCUCUUCACAAUUGAUGCACUGGAUGUGUGUGUUCAAGAAGUCUAAGAUACACUCUACAGUGAUAUUAAAAGCUUUAACUUCAUGGAAGGGGUCAAAGCUCGACUAUCUUGAAACAACCAAUGCUUCUACUUUAUAAUGACGUAUUCACCCCACCUAACACUUGUCUCUUGAAAUUAACACAAGAUCUUUGUUCAAUUUUCUGAUAUCCUCUUUCACUGGUGAUGUGAAAUGCCACCUUAAUGACCCUUGAAAACCACAAGGUUCAACAUACACAUUUAUACAAAAGAGCACGUGGGAAUCUGAUAGAAAAUUAUUGUUGAUAAGUCCGGAAAACCAGUAACUGUGAGAGAAAAUUGUUGUCAAGAUUUUAUUGGGUCCCUAUUACUGAAAAACACAACGUACUUUGUAAAAAAAAAAGACUUCCUUAUAUUGCAUAUAAAUAUUGUUACUUUAAUUACCCAAUUCCGCUCUGCUUAGUGUUUCAUGUUCUUUUUUUGUAAACCAAAUGCAUUUAUUUAAGUUACUGACUGACUUUAGUUCAUCUUUUUAUGAUUCACUUGUGGCAUGUGCCAAAAGGAGGUGUCGAUAUUGCGAUUUAUGCAAUACAGCCCCUGGCAGUAAUCAGCAAUUUCACAUAAUCGGAGCUUAAAC